UACAAGAAGAAAAGGAGAAAGAAACCCAACAGCUUGUCGGUGCCUUCGGCCGCUUUGGAAGAUGUCAUCUCAAACUAAGUUCAAGAAAGACAAAGAGAUCAUCGCGGAGUACGAAGCUCAAAUCAAAGAGAUCCGCACGCAGCUGGUGGAGCAGUUCAAAUGCCUGGAGCAGCAGUCGGAGUCGCGGCUGCAGCUGCUACAGGAUCUCCAAGAGUUCUUCCGCAGGAAGGCCGAGAUCGAGUUGGAGUACUCCCGCAGCCUGGAGAAGCUGGCUGAACGCUUCUCCUCCAAGAUCCGCAGCUCCCGGGAGCACCAGUUCAAGAAGGACCAGUACCUCCUGUCGCCUGUGAACUGCUGGUACCUGGUCCUGCACCAGACCCGGCGGGAGAGCCGAGACCACGCCACCCUCAACGACAUCUUCAUGAACAAUGUCAUUGUCCGCCUCUCCCAGAUCAGCGAGGAUGUCAUCAGGCUGUUCAAGAAGAGCAAAGAGAUUGGCCUGCAGAUGCACGAGGAGCUCUUGAAGGUCACCAAUGAACUCUACACGGUCAUGAAAACCUACCACAUGUACCACGCGGAGAGCAUCAGCGCCGAGAGCAAACUGAAGGAGGCAGAAAAGCAGGAGGAGAAGCAGUUCAACAAGUCGGGAGAGCUCAGCAUGAACCUGCUGCGGCAUGAGGACCGGCCCCAGCGCCGCAGCUCUGUGAAGAAGAUCGAGAAGAUGAAGGAGAAGAGGCAGGCAAAGUACUCGGAGAACAAGCUCAAGUGCACCAAAGCCCGCAACGACUACCUGCUGAACCUGGCAGCCGCCAAUGCAGCCAUCAGCAAGUACUACAUCCAUGACGUCUCGGACCUGAUCGAUUGCUGUGACCUGGGCUUCCAUGCCAGCCUGGCCCGCACCUUCCGCACCUACCUCUCGGCGGAAUAUAACCUGGAGACGUCGCGCCAUGAGGGCCUGGACACCAUUGAGAGCGCCGUGGACAGCCUGGACUCCCGGAGCGACAAGCACACAGUGAUGGACAUGUGCAACCAGGUCUUCUGCCCACCACUCAAGUUCGAGUUCCAGCCCCACAUGGGGGAUGAGGUGUGCCAGGUCAGUGCCCAACAGCCCGUGCAGACAGAAUUGCUCAUGCGGCACCACCAGCUGCAGUCCAGACUGGCCACACUCAGGAUUGAGAACGAGGAGGUGAGGAAGACCCUGGACGCCACCAUGCAGACCCUGCAGGACAUGCUGACUGUGGAGGACUUCGACGUCUCUGACGCUUUCCAGCACAGCCGCUCCACCGAGUCCGUCAAGUCGGCCGCCUCCGAGACAUACAUGAGCAAGAUCAACAUCGCCAAGAGACGAGCCAACCAGCAGGAGACGGAGAUGUUCUACUUCACGAAAUUCAAGGAGUAUGUGAAUGGCAGUAAUCUCAUCACCAAGCUCCAAGCCAAGCAUGACUUGCUCAAGCAGACGCUGGGUGAGGGGGAGAGAGCGGAGUGCGGCACCACCAGGCCCCCCUGCCUUCCCCCUAAACCACAGAAAAUGAGGAGACCUAGGCCUCUCUCAGUGUAUAGCCAUAAGCUCUUUAACGGCAGUAUGGAAGCGUUCAUUAAGGACUCAGGCCAAGCCAUACCGCUCGUGGUGGAGAGCUGCAUCCGAUACAUCAACCUGUAUGGACUGCAGCAGCAGGGCAUCUUCCGGGUGCCCGGGUCUCAGGUCGAGGUCAACGACAUCAAAAACUCUUUUGAGAGAGGUGAAGACCCCCUGGUGGACGACCAGAACGAGCGUGAUAUCAACUCUGUCGCCGGCGUUUUAAAACUGUAUUUCCGAGGACUGGAAAACCCACUCUUUCCUAAGGAAAGGUUUCAGGAUUUGAUAUCCACUAUUAAACUGGAGACCCCGGCGGAGAGGGUGCACCAGAUCCAGCAGAUCCUUGUCACCCUGCCCCGCGUGGUCAUCGUGGUCAUGAGAUACCUCUUCGCCUUCCUCAACCACCUCUCCCAGUACAGCGACGAGAACAUGAUGGAUCCCUACAACCUGGCCAUCUGCUUCGGGCCCACUCUCAUGCACAUCCCCGAUGGGCAGGACCCCGUGUCCUGCCAGGCCCACGUGAACGAAGUCAUCAAGACCAUCAUCAUCCAUCAUGAAGCCAUCUUCCCCAGCCCUCGGGAGCUGGAGGGCCCUGUGUAUGAGAAGUGCAUGGCCGGAGGCGAGGAGUACUGUGACAGCCCUCACAGCGAGCCGGGCACCAUUGACGAAGUUGACCAUGACAAUGGCACUGAGCCGCAUACCAGCGAUGAAGAAGUGGAGCAGAUUGAGGCCAUUGCCAAGUUUGACUACGUGGGCCGGUCCCCACGGGAGCUGUCUUUCAAGAAGGGGGCCUCGCUGCUGCUAUACCACCGUGCAUCCGAGGACUGGUGGGAGGGCCGGCACAACGGUGUCGACGGGCUCAUCCCGCACCAGUACAUCGUGGUACAGGACAUGGACGAUGCCUUCUCCGACAGCCUGAGCCAGAAAGCAGACAGCGAGGCAAGCAGCGGGCCCUUGCUGGACGACAAGGCCUCCUCUAAGAACGACCUGCAAUCUCCGACAGAACACAUCUCUGACUAUGGCUUUGGUGGUGUAAUGGGCCGGGUGCGGUUACGAUCCGAUGGAGCGGCCAUCCCCAGGCGUAGAAGCGGGGGCGACACACAUAGCCCACCCCGCGGCCUGGGCCCCAGCAUAGACACGCCACCCCGGGCCGCCGCCUGCCCCAGCAGCCCCCACAAGCUCCCCCUCACCCGGGGGAGGAUCGAGAGCCCCGAGAAGCGGCGGAUGGCGACAUUUGGGAGCGCUGGCAGCAUCAACUACCCCGACAAGAAGGCGCUGUCCGAAGGGCACUCCGUGAGGUCGACCUGCGGCUCCACGCGGCACAGCAGCCUGGGGGACCACAGGUCCCUGGAGGCUGAGGCCCUGGCAGAAGACAUCGAGAAGACCAUGAGCACGGCCCUGCAUGAGCUGCGGGAGCUGGAGCGGCAGAACACGGUGAAGCAGGCGCCCGACGUGGUGCUGGACACCCUGGAGCCCCUGAAGAACCCCCCGGGGCCCGUCAGCUCGGAGCCCGCCAGCCCGCUGCACACCAUCGUCAUCCGGGACCCCGACGCCGCCAUGCGCCGCAGCAGCAGCAGCUCCUCCACCGAGAUGAUGACCACCUUCAAGCCGGCGCUGUCCAGCCGCCUGGCCGGCGCGCAGCUGCGCCCGCCGCCUGUGCGGCCCGUGCGGCCCGCCGUGCAGCACCGCUCCAGCAGCAGCAGCAGCUCGGGAGUCAGCAGCCCCGCCGUGACGCCCACCGAGAAGAUGUUCCCCAACAGCUCCGCCACCACGGACAAGUCCGGCACCAUGUGA
Ochotona curzoniae (black-lipped pika) is the source of this 3370-nucleotide messenger RNA. RefSeq names its product SLIT-ROBO Rho GTPase activating protein 3 (gene SRGAP3). Gene Ontology annotation, biological process: signal transduction; negative regulation of cell migration. Lineage: Eukaryota; Metazoa; Chordata; Mammalia; Lagomorpha; Ochotonidae. Gene Ontology annotation, cellular component: cytoplasm. Gene Ontology annotation, molecular function: protein binding. The coding region runs from base 62 to 3370 and encodes 1102 amino acids. The transcript is spliced from 22 exons. The record is from RefSeq and is a predicted model, not a curated record.